UGUAUCCUCGAGGCAUCUCGCGCUUGAUUUCUCGUGACACGCGCAUAACACUGUUACGUCACAUAUCCACAAGUGCUGGUAGUAAAGCUGCAAUAGCUUGUGACGGUAAGCGGCUUUUUGUACCUGCAGGGGCCGUCAGUGUUCUGUGUUAGUAGGUUGACAGAACAUAUUUUGGUUAUUGCAGAGUUAGGUUCUAAUUCUUUAGUUCACGUUUCUGAUGUUUAGACUAACGAUACAACGUUCUUAAAUUCAACUUUAAAGCCUGGACUGCAGUGAGACCUCAAAGAAGGGGAAUAAAGCAACGAUUUUCUUUACUAGCUAAUAUCGUUGAAGCCCCUUGGUGAGCUUGAGGAAAAUCAUCAUGACAACAAGCUGUAGAAGGAAUACGACAGUCUUGAUCAAAUACACGUUGUUUUCGAUGAAUUUCACUUACUGGGUACUAGGAGUAGCGAUGGUAGCCAUGGGACUCUAUGUUUACGUCGACAACAUGCAACCAGUGAGACACGUGUUUCACGUCAUACUUGAUCCGGCUAUUGCAAUGAUGCUUGUUGGAACAGCAGUGUUUUUUACAGCCACUUCUGGAUGUGUGGGGGCGCUGAGGGAGAAUGCGUGCCUUUUAAAAACGUACGUUAUUACCCUUGUGCUGCUAGUGCUGAUACUAUUAUCAAUCGGGUCUCUCGUGGUACUAGUGAUGUACACAGACAUAAAUCUGAACAUCAGCCCCGAGCCCCUCCUGCGCCAUGCCCUGGUCAUGUACCGAGAGGAUUCAGAACUGGAGCACCUUGUCAACUACGUUCAAAGCUCUCUUCACUGUUGUGGUGUGGGCCCAGCUGGUUACAGAGAUUGGUCCAUUAAUCCAUACUUCAACUGUUCUUGGGCUAAUAAAAGUCCAGAACGAUGUGCCGUGCCUUUUUCGUGUUGCAAGUUUACUAUGGGGGAGCUCGUGAAUUUGAUGUGUGGCUAUGACAUAACAAAUACUUCAUCAAAGGCCCAAGAGGAUGUGGAAGAGAAAAUAUAUACUGAAGGAUGUUUUUUGAAGAUUGAAGAACUCUUGAAAAACAAUGCCAUCCUUCUUGGUAUACCAGCCUUUACUAUAGUUGUUCCAUUGGUUUGUGGAAUCGUGUUGGCAACUCGGCUGCUAGCUAGGAUACAGACUCUGACUAAGGAUGAAGAGAUGUACGAAGGUAUUUUAAGAUGAUCUCUAUGUUCAGGAAAAAGCCAUUGAACCUUGUCUUAUAUAGAGAUACAAUAUCGUGGGCAACCUUUUUUUCUUUAAGCAAGAGAGAGAUUCACUGCAAAAAAAUAAAGCUUUCUUAGAAAACUAU
Molecule: messenger RNA, 1325 nt
Organism: Limulus polyphemus (Atlantic horseshoe crab)
Lineage: Eukaryota; Metazoa; Arthropoda; Merostomata; Xiphosura; Limulidae
Product: tetraspanin-33-like
Exons: 8
Coding region: 362-1198 (278 amino acids)
Biological process (GO): protein maturation; regulation of vascular endothelial growth factor signaling pathway; protein localization to plasma membrane
Cellular component (GO): membrane
Source: RefSeq, a predicted model, not a curated record